Molecule: messenger RNA, 2143 nt
Organism: Ruditapes philippinarum (Manila clam)
Lineage: Eukaryota; Metazoa; Mollusca; Bivalvia; Venerida; Veneridae
Exons: 6
Coding region: 212-1735 (507 amino acids)
Biological process (GO): removal of superoxide radicals
Molecular function (GO): superoxide dismutase activity; copper ion binding
Source: RefSeq, a predicted model, not a curated record
AAAUUUGACGGAUUUAUUUUUACCGGUUCCGUUACGUUUUUCCAAUCAAACUUCCGUAAACAAACGUUGACGUAUUGACAUCUGUCAAUAUGAAAACGUCAAAAAAUAAACUCCUCCCACAAGACGUUUGAAUAUUUGGUCUUUGAUUUUAUUCAUAUACUUCUUUGACUAUAUUUGGAGCAAUUUGUAAAAUUUUAUAAAUUAUAAAACAAUGAGGAUAAUUAUAUCAAUUGUGUGUUUUUGUGUACUAGGGGUUUUCGGACAACAGGGUAUGCCCCAACCCGGGAUACAAUUUCAACCCGGACAGUUUCAACCAGGAGGGACGGGCAUUCAGCCUGGAUUUCAAGGUCCUGGAUUUGGCACACCUGGUAGUGUGCAGACCCCGCCACAACCCGGUGUGGGUACCAGCGGGUUUGGACCUCCGUUUGGAGGACCUUUCCCUGGCAGGCCAACAUUCGGACCAGGAGGCGGAUCAAUGUUUGGGCCUCUUGGACCACUGCGACCACUAUCACCACCAAUGUCCCCGAUGGCAAUGAUGAUGGCUAGUCUAGCACAGAAUCCCAACAAUUACAGAUAUGCCACGUGUAACUUUAACGACACGUGGUCACAGGUCAGAGGUCGAAUGGAUCUGAGACAAUUUUUGAUAGGUGAAGGUAGACAGCAGGUUCAGAUCCGUAUACAAGUAUCAGGUUUACCCCAGUCAGUGAGUGAAGCUGACCGAGGUAUACAUAUCCAUGAAUUCGGAGAUACCGGAGACGGGUGUGCCAGGGUAGGACCUCACUUCAAUCCAAACCAAACUCCCCAUGGAUCACAGAGAAACUUUGCAUUUUUGAGACAUGUUGGUGACCUGGGUAAUAUACGACAAUCUACAGCUGGUCUUGUAUCCACACAGUUUGUUGAUCAGGUCAUCUCUCUAGAGGGGUCAAACAAUGUUGUCGGCAGGGCUUUUGUUAUAAAGUUGGAGCGAGAUGAUCUAGGUCUGGGCGGUUCUCGGGAAAGUCGGGUAAAUGGAAACACCCAUAAUCCUAUAGCUUGUUGUACUAUUGGUCGAACCACUGCUAGAAACUGGUAUAAUCCAAUGUCUGCAGCUGCUCUACAAGACAUGGCUGCAACUGGAAUAAUGCCGUACAAUUCCAUUGAUCCUUUCAAUACAAAUACAUUCGUCAAUACAGGAAUAAACAACGGGGGUAUGCCAAAUACCGGACCUGGUAUAAACACCGGGUUUCCUACAUCAGGCAUGAAUCCCGGAUUUCCAGGUUCUGGAAUGAAUCCUGCAUUUCCACAAACAGGAUCGCCACAAAUGGGGUUCGGAGGCCCAGGUGGAAUGUCUCCUCCUGGAUUUAGACCACAGCCUGGAUUCGGUCCACAGACUGGUUUUAGAACACCAGGGGGGACUCAGUCUGGGUUUGGAACUGGUGGAUUGACCCAAGGAGGAAUGAACACUCAACCUGGUCAGGGUGGAUUAUUUCAGGGUGGACUAACUCAGGGCGGGAUUACCCAGGGCGGUUUAACUCAGGGAGGUCUGACACAGGGUGGACUUUCCCAAGGUGGUUUAACUCAGGGAGGCCUGACUCAGGGUGGACUUACCCAGGGUGGUCUGACACAAGGCGGAUUAACACAAUCAGGUUUUGGCGGUUCAGGACCCAGUUCUCAGACAUUUGGAACCGGAACCUUUGUACCAGGCGCGGCACCUGGUCAAGUCUUUAAUUUUGCAGCUCAAGGAAAGAAAAAGUAACAUGAAUAGAGUUUAGUAAACAUAUAUUAACAGGAAAAAAUGUCAUUCUGUAAAUUGUUCAGUUCAUCAUGCCCUCUUAUGAAUUUGAAGAGACUCUAAUUUCUGAUAUACUUACAUAUAACAUUUAUCUAUCAGAAAAAAAACUACAAUUAAAAAAUGUAUAUUUAUAUUGAUUGUCUGUAAAAUGAGAUACAGUCAUUAAACAAUGUUUUGAUGUUUCAUUGUGAUUUACAGAUCCAAACACACACGAGAGUUUUAAAAAGUAUUGUGACAUACAAAUGAAGUUUUAGUAUUUUUUUUUUUUAAAUAUUUUGUUUUAGUUUAUCAAUCCAUUUUUAUAGUCAUGCUGUAAAUAUAUAUAAUAUGAUUGUUGUUGCCAUAAUAAAUACCUACCAAACUAUCUAACGU